AACCACGCAAUAUAAAUGGCGAGAAAAUCGUAAAUGCUGAGCAUAAUAUGAACGUAAAUGAACAGAAUGCAAAUGAUGCAAAUAUGUCAAAAAUCAUUUAUUUCGACCGUUUCAGUGAUCCUGAAAAAAUUGCAGAAGGAGGUUUUUCAAUAGUUUAUAUAUAUAAAUAUGAAGAUACAUUACGUGUUCUGAAGCGAAGUAAAGAAUCAAAAAAAUGUGAAGUUUUCGAUAACGAA
Racocetra fulgida is the source of this 236-nucleotide messenger RNA. NCBI's taxonomy places the organism in Eukaryota, Fungi, Glomeromycota, Glomeromycetes, Diversisporales, Gigasporaceae. The record is from the annotation of a GenBank genome assembly.